UGUGGCAGAGAGGAGCAGGAGACAUAUCGUUGGCUUGGGAACCACUCUUUAGCCUACAGGAAGUUAAUUCAAAGGCAGUUUUUCUCUGUCAGUCACCCUUCUGUUCCGGUUUGGGAGAGCACACUAACGGAAGACAGCGGAGCCCACCAGGAGCAAGGUCCGGAGGCGAGGCGGAGGAAGGACUCUGGGGGACCGACCGGGGCGGGGCUGCAGUCCGCGACUCCAGUUAAGCAACCUGAGCCCUAGCCGAAGGACGCCGCUGGCUGCUGUGCUCCGAGUUCCGCGCGCCGCGAUGGGCCGGGCGAGCUGCUCCGCCGCCCUGCUGCGCGCGCUGCUGGUGCUGCUGGUGCUGCCGCUGCUGCGGACGACACGGGCGCUUGGCCCCCGGAUCAGUGUGCCGCUGGGCUCUGAAGAAAGGCCGAUUCGGAAAUUUGAAGCCGAGAACAUCUCCAACUACACAGCCCUUCUGCUGAGCCAAGAUGGCAAGACGUUGUACGUGGGGGCCCGAGAGGCCCUCUUUGCGCUUAACAGCAACCUUAGCUUCCUGCCCGGCGGAGAGUACCAAGAGCUGCUAUGGCGAGCAGAUGCUGACAGGAAGCAGCAGUGCAGCUUCAAGGGCAAGGACCUGAAGCGAGACUGUCAAAACUACAUCAAGAUCCUUCUGCCACUCAACAGCAGCCACCUGCUCACCUGUGGCACGGCAGCCUUCAGCCCCCUGUGUGCCUACAUUAACAUAGCGAGCUUCACGUUAGCACAAGAUGAGGCCGGCAGUGUCCUCUUGGAGGAUGGCAAGGGCCGUUGUCCCUUUGACCCCAACUUCAAAUCCACGGCCCUUGUGGUUGAUGGUGAGCUGUACACUGGAACAGUCAGUAGCUUCCAGGGAAACGACCCAGCCAUCUCCCGGAGCCAGAGUUCCCGCCCCACCAAGACUGAGAGCUCCCUCAACUGGUUACAAGACCCUGCCUUUGUGGCCUCAGCCUACGUUCCUGAGAGCCUGGGCAGCCCAAUCGGUGAUGACGAUAAAAUCUACUUCUUCUUCAGUGAGACUGGCCAAGAAUUUGAGUUCUUUGAGAACACCAUUGUGUCCCGAGUUGCUCGAGUCUGUAAGGGCGACGAGGGUGGAGAGCGGGUACUGCAGCAGCGCUGGACCUCCUUCCUCAAGGCUCAGCUCCUGUGCUCCCGGCCCGAUGAUGGCUUCCCCUUUAACGUGCUACAAGAUGUCUUCACUCUGAGCCCCAGCCCCCAGGACUGGCACAAGACUCUUUUCUAUGGGGUCUUCACCUCCCAGUGGCACAGAGGGACCACAGAGGGCUCUGCCAUCUGUGUCUUCACCAUGAAUGAUGUGCAGAAGGCCUUUGAUGGCCUGUACAAGAAAGUGAACAGAGAGACACAGCAGUGGUAUACUGAGACACACCCGGUGCCCACGCCCCGGCCUGGAGCGUGCAUCACCAACAGUGCCCGGGAACGGAAGAUCAGCUCGUCCCUGCAACUCCCAGACCGAGUGCUGAACUUCCUCAAGGACCACUUCUUAAUGGACGGGCAGGUCCGCAGCCGCUUACUGCUGCUGCAGCCACAAGCCCGUUACCAGCGUGUGGCUGUGCACCGAGUACCUGGCCUGCACAACACUUACGAUGUCCUCUUUCUGGGCACUGGCGACGGCCGCCUGCACAAGGCGGUGACCCUGGGCUCCAGGGUGCACAUCAUUGAGGAGCUGCAGGUCUUCCCUCAAGGCCAGCCUGUGCAGAACCUGCUCUUGGACAGCCAUGGGGGGCUGUUGUAUGCUUCCUCCCAUUCCGGCGUGGUGCAAGUGCCAGUAGCCAACUGCAGCCUGUACCCAAGCUGCGGAGACUGCCUUCUGGCCCGAGACCCCUACUGUGCCUGGAGCGGCUCUAGCUGCAGACCCGUCAGCCUCUACCAGCCUGAUCUGGCCUCCAGGCCAUGGAUCCAGGACAUUGAGGGAGCCAAUGCCAAGGAUCUCUGCAAUGCUUCCUCAGCCAGGGCCCGGAUUUUGGUGCCACCAGGCAAGCCCUGUAAACAAGUCCAGAUCCAGCCGAACACAGUGAACACCCUGGCAUGCCCACUCCUCUCCAACCUGGCCACUCGGCUCUGGUUAUACAACGGGAACCCUGUCAAUGCCUCUGCCUCUUGUCGUGUGUUGCCCACUGGCGACCUGCUCUUGGUGGGCAGCCAGCAGAGGUUGGGGAUGUUCCAGUGUUGGUCAGUAGAAGAAGGAUUCCGGCAGCUGGUGGCCAGCUACUGCCCAGAGGUAAUGGACGAUGGAGUGAUGGACGAAAGGGACCAGCGUGAUGGCGUCCCGGUCAUUAUCAACACGUCACGAGUGAGCGCGCCCGCUGGCGGCAGGGCCAGCUGGGGUGCAGAUAAGUCAUACUGGAAUGAGUUCCUGGUGAUGUGCGUCCUGUUUGGGUCUGCUGUGGUGCUUGUAGUUUUGUUCUUUCUCUACCGAAAUCGGGAUGGCAUGAAGCUUUUCCUGAAGCAGGGCGAAUGUGCCACUGUGUCCCCCAAGACUCGCCCUAUAGUGCUCCCACCUGAGACCCGACCACUCAAUGGUGUGGGCCCUCCUAGCACCCCGCUUGACCACCGAGGCUAUCAGGCCCUGUCGGAUAGCUCCCCCGGGCCCCGAGUCUUCACUGAGUCUGAGAAGAGGCCACUGAGUAUCCAGGACAGCUUUGUGGAGGUGUCGCCCAUGUGUCCCCGGCCCCGAGUUCGACUGGGCUCUGAGAUCCGAGACUCUGUGGUAUGAGAGCUGACUUGAAAUGUGGCCACCCUGGCCUCGGGCUGUGAAUGUUCAGUGGAGGUCAGCUAGACCUCUGCUUCUCACAGAACACAACCAUGGUACCCUGCCUGGGAGGCAGCUGGUAUCACAGCCCCGACAGCCCAGCCAGCUGGUUCCAGUGCCUGGCCGAAGAUGGAUCUGCCUCCAGGGGCCAGAGGGCCUUGUCCGGUGGCAGAACUCUGUUACUUAAACUGAGCCCUUUGUUUUAAAAGACAACCACAAAUGUGAAGCCAGAGCAAGAGGAAGAAGACAGAGACGAGGAGGAAAACGACACAACCACCCCAGCCUGCCUGGAGUCUUGGACACUUAGCCAGAGUGGCUGUAUGAGAUGGAGUUGGGACUCCCUCCCUGACUGGCCUGUCCAACCUUCCGCCUUACUCUGCAGCCUUGGGCUGCCCUUUCUCAGUGCAGAGCAGGGGCCCUGAUCCAGCUCCAGCCAACCAAGGACGCAUCAGUGGCUGCUGACACCCUACCGCCUCAGGGACCCGAGGGCUAGGCUGGCUCUGCAGCCCUCCUCACCGGACCUGGGCCCAGUCCCAGUUCCUGGACUUACCAGGCCUGUAUCAGGCUGUGGCCUCAAGAGAACAAGGGAGUGACCCCAGGGGAGCUGACGAGAGAAGACUGUUGCCUGCUGCCUUUUCCCCAGAGAACCAUGACCCCGCCCACCUCGCCAGCCCUGUCUUCCAGUUCCGCCACAGGGACUGUUGAACUCUUAUCUUCUCCCACUCCUAGGUCACCCUGCCCUGCCUGUCACAAGGGAUACUGCCCAUCACAAGGACCCUGAAUUUACAUGGGUUUUAUAUUUUUUUAAUAAGAUGCACUUUACUUUCUUUUUUAAAUAAAAUCUUGAAGAAUUCUA
Myodes glareolus (Bank vole) is the source of this 3653-nucleotide messenger RNA. The record is from RefSeq and is a predicted model, not a curated record. NCBI's taxonomy places the organism in Eukaryota, Metazoa, Chordata, Mammalia, Rodentia, Cricetidae.